Molecule: messenger RNA, 652 nt
Organism: Biomphalaria glabrata
Lineage: Eukaryota; Metazoa; Mollusca; Gastropoda; Planorbidae
Exons: 10
Coding region: 86-562 (158 amino acids)
Source: RefSeq, a predicted model, not a curated record
GAUAUAUGUCUUUGAGCUACCCAUUGUAGAGUUAAACUAGAACGUGAAGUCAUAGAACUAAGAGAUCUCCUGUUGUGAAAGAAAGAUGUCGCUGACUGUGAUUGUGACAGCCAUUGUGGUAUCUGGACAUCUUUUGGGCGGCCAGUCUUUUAGUGUCAAUAAUCUUCAGCUGGACUCUGAGAAUGUUAAACGUUUUGCGCCUUCUUCUUCUGGUGGAGGCGGGUGGGGUGGAGGUGUAGUCUCCAGACGUGAAUCUACAAACGAAGCGCUGGACUCUGAUCUCCACGAGAACGCUAAACGUGUUGCGCCUUUUUAUGUAGGAAACAGAUGGGGUGGAACUGUAGUUUCCAGACGUGAAUCAAGAAAUGAAGCGCCGGACACUGAUCGCAGGGAGAUCGCUGAACGUUUUGCGCGUGUUAUUGGAGGUGGACUCCCAGGAGGAGUUGUUUCCAGACGAGAAGCUGAAAAUGAGGAGCUUAACUCUGAUCGCGCGGAGAAUGCUAAACGUUUAGCGUAUUAUCCUGGUAGGCCACCAUGGCCAAAGCCUAUACUUGUAAAGUAAAACUACUACAGAGGAGCCCAAAGUCAGAAUUUAAAAGAUGCUUUGGCGGAUUGGGCACGUAAUUAAAUAUUGAUCUUGAAACAUAAAAUC